Molecule: messenger RNA, 1827 nt
Organism: Colletotrichum lupini
Lineage: Eukaryota; Fungi; Ascomycota; Sordariomycetes; Glomerellales; Glomerellaceae
Product: manganese lipoxygenase
Exons: 2
Coding region: 1-1827 (608 amino acids)
Biological process (GO): lipid oxidation
Molecular function (GO): oxidoreductase activity, acting on single donors with incorporation of molecular oxygen, incorporation of two atoms of oxygen; metal ion binding
Source: RefSeq, a predicted model, not a curated record
AUGAGACUGUAUUUCACCUUCAGCAUACUGGUGGCAAUUGACAGUGUCAGCGCAGUUAGCAGCCAGUCACCCUCCGUCACAACUGCUCUCAGCCCGACAACUGUGUCUACACAGCAGGCGGCCCCGACUAAAUAUACUCUACCUAACGAAGAUAAUGACCUUUCCUCAAGGGCAGAGGAAAUCAAACUCAAGCAACAGGUAAUUACCUAUGGAGAAUCAUUGAUAGGAGAUACAUCCUUCUUCCCCAAUGGGUCGUUAGGAACCCAGAUUUCUUUGCGCGAUCAGAGCUUGUGGUUGAAGGAUUCGGAACCUGUUGCUCGAUUUGCGAUCAAUGAAAGUGCCGCGGCGCUUGAAGACAUCACCAAGCAUGGUGGCCUCAAGCGUCUCGAGGACUUCAAAAUCCUCUACGAUGGUCACUGGUCAGGAUCGGUCCCUGGCGGCAUCGCCAAAGGCCAGUUCAGCAACUUUACAUCGGACCUUUUGUUCGCUAUGGAGCGCCUCUCAACCAAUCCUUACAUCAUUCGCCGUCUGACCUACAGAAAGGACAAAUUACCUUUCCCUCUUGAAGAUAAGACAGUCAGGAAGAUUACUGGAACAACGCUCGACUCCCUUCAUAGGGACGGUCGUCUAUUCUUGGCCGACCACAGCUAUCAGAAAAAGUACUUCGCUCAACAAGGCCGAUACUCAGCUGCGUGCCAAGCGCUGUUCUACCUUGACAAGCGCUCCGACCACUUUCUUCCCCUGGCCAUCAAGACGAAUGUCGGCGCUGACCUUACAUACACACCCUUGGACACGACUAAUGAGUGGCUACUGGCCAAGAUCAUGUUCAACGUCAACGACUUUUUCCACGGCCAGGUCUAUCAUCUCCUUAAUUCCCACGAUGUUGCUGAGAUUAUCUACCUAGCUGCCCUUCGCACGCUCAGCAGCCGUCACCCUGUCCUCAACCUCAUGGAACGACUCAUGUAUCAGGCUUAUGCUAUCCGACCCAUAGGCGACAGAGUGCUCUUCAACCCAGGCGGUUUCUUUGACCAGAACUUUGCCUUUUCAAAUGUAGCCGUACGCCAAUUCGGUGCAGAGUUCUAUCCGACUGUUGCCGGUCCGUUUCAAAGCAAUUACUUUGAGGAUAACCUGCGAUUACGUGGUCUGUUACACUCGCCUUCUGGCCCGAAACUUCCUCAUUUCCCCUUUUAUGAAGACGGGAAAGAGAUCAUUGGAGUCAUUCGGAAAAUCAUUGAAGCUUUCGUCGAGGCAACCUACAAGUCUGAUCGAGUGCUGUCCAAAGAUUGGGAGUUACAAGCUUGGAUUACCGAAUCCAAUGGUCCUGCAGAAGUCAUCGACUUCCCAUCAGCGCCGCUGAGAAGCAGGAAGCAGCUUAUUGAUAUUCUGUCCCACAUGGCAUGGUUGACAGGUGUUUCACACCAUGUGCUGAAUCAAGGUGAGCCCGUGACGGCGUCUGGCGUGCUACCACUUCAUCCCCUUUCUCUGUACGCGCCUCUUCCUACGAAGAAGGGACGAAUCGAAAACCUCCUCCCUUGGCUCCCCAACGAGCAAAAGUCGGUCGACCAGAUUACUCUUCUCGCACGUUUCAACAGGCCUCAGGUUGUCGAGAAGAACCAGACUCUGCGAUACAUGUUCAACGCUGAAAGUCUUCUCGCCGGGACCAACAGGGCUGUUGCGGUGGCAAAUGACCGGUUCAUGAGAGACAUGGGUAGUAUCAGUAGGAGGAUCAGCGGGCGGCGAUUUGACAGCGAGGGUUUAAGUCAGGGCAUGCCGUUUAUCUGGACCGGCAUGGACCCUGGCGUGAUUCCAUUCUACUUAAGUGUUUAG